Molecule: messenger RNA, 1468 nt
Organism: Fragaria vesca subsp. vesca
Lineage: Eukaryota; Viridiplantae; Streptophyta; Magnoliopsida; Rosales; Rosaceae
Product: DNA-(apurinic or apyrimidinic site) lyase-like
Exons: 9
Coding region: 342-1421 (359 amino acids)
Biological process (GO): base-excision repair
Cellular component (GO): nucleus
Molecular function (GO): double-stranded DNA 3'-5' DNA exonuclease activity; phosphoric diester hydrolase activity; DNA-(apurinic or apyrimidinic site) endonuclease activity
Source: RefSeq, a predicted model, not a curated record
GUUGGUACAAGAUAAUGUAGCUGAGGAAAGACCAAAGGCCAUUGUAGCCAUUUGAGAUUAGAGAGACUCUGUUUCUGAUCUCACCUCAAAGCUCAAAGCUUUUUGAGUCUGUUGUUCUCAACGGUCCUUUUAACGAACUUAUCCGUCCCAAUUCCACAUAUAUGUUCCACUAUCUAUCUUCAUAUUCGGGUUCGGAUUCGGGUUCGAGUUGGCCCAAAUCUCAACCCAAGUUGUAACCGGGUACAAUAGAAGUACAGAAACUGGGACUAGGACACUAGGUGUUGUUUGACUUGUUUCAGUGGGAAACAAACACUGGUGGAGAGCUCAGAGGCUUGGGGACGAUGAAACGCUUCUUCCAACCAGUAGAGAAAGAUGGGUCUGCCAAAAGACCCAACCUUUCAUCACCCAAGAGUGAAGAAACUUCAAUGGAGGACAAACCCAAGAGAGAGCCAACCAAGUUCUUAACUUGGAAUGCCAAUAGCUUUCUUCUUAGGGUCAAGAACAACUGGCCUGAGUUCACCAAGUUCAUCACCACCUUUGAUCCCGACGUCAUUGCGAUACAGGAAGUUAGGAUGCCUGCUGCUGGUUCAAAGGGUGCACCUAAACGCCCAGGAGAGUUGAAAGAUGACACUAGCUCAUCGCGUGACGAAAAGCAGAUAAUAAUGCGUGCCCUGUCAAAUCCACCCUUUGGAGAUUAUCGUGUUUGGUGGUCACUUUCUGAUUCAAAGUAUGCAGGGACUGCAUUGAUUGUAAAGAAGUGUUUCCGACCACAAAAAGUAUUUUUCAAUCUUGACAGAAAAGCUUCGAAGCAUGAACCAGAUGGUCGGGUUAUCUUAGCUGAAUUUGAGACGUUUCAGUUAUUGAAUACAUAUGCACCAAACAAUGGCUGGAAGGAGGAAGAAAACUCAUUCCAAAGGAGACGAAAAUGGGAUAAAAGGAUUUUAGAGUUUGUCUUGCACUGUUCAGAAAAGCCUCUCAUAUGGUGUGGUGAUCUGAAUGUCAGCCAUGAAGAGAUCGAUGUUAGUCAUCCAGAUUUUUUCAGUGCAGCAAAGGUUAAUGGUUAUGUUCCUCCGAAUAAAGAGGAUUGUGGACAGCCUGGAUUUACCUUGUCUGAGAGAAAGCGUUUUGGAAACAUAUUGAAAGAGGGAAAGCUAAUAGAUGCAUACCGAUUCCUCCACAAAGAGAAGGACAUGGAGCAUGGCUUCUCCUGGUCAGGAAAUCCCAUUGGAAAGUAUAGAGGCAAAAGGAUGAGGAUAGACUAUUUUGUAGUUGCAGAGCAACUCAAAGAUAGGAUUGUUUCAUGUGAGAUGCAUGGGCAAGGGAUUGAACUUCAAGGAUUCUAUGGAAGUGAUCAUUGUCCAGUUACCCUUGUGCUCUCAGAAGCACAACAGAGUUCUAAGGAGAGUGACUUAACUGCUUAAACUGAAACAAUUUAUGACAAUCCCAAUGUUAUAGGACGAAGUAUUAU